Molecule: messenger RNA, 2043 nt
Organism: Fulvia fulva
Lineage: Eukaryota; Fungi; Ascomycota; Dothideomycetes; Mycosphaerellales; Mycosphaerellaceae
Exons: 2
Coding region: 1-2043 (680 amino acids)
Source: RefSeq, a predicted model, not a curated record
AUGCAAGAAGAACAGCCACAGCUCAGCAAAGUACUCCAGCUGAACCGUCCAACCCUAGGUGAAGAUGGCAAAGAGAUCAGACUCAUCACACUCCGAUGGGUCGAAGUCAAGCCUCAGCAAAGCGAGACAAGUGAGCUCGAAGUGCACGACGCUUUGAGCUGCGACCUCGAGAACUGUCCUUUCCACGGCCAUGAUGCUUUGCCAGGUGUGGGCGACUCCGCUGCCCAUCUUCCUCCAGCCAACAGCUACGUAGCGCUGAGCUACACGUGGAAUCAAGAUGGACAUGUCAAAGAUCUGAAAGUCAAUGGUCACACCGUCAGCAUUGGUAAAAACCUCGCAGAUGCUAUCCAGGUGUUCCAGCGAACUCACCUAGCCAAGGACGGCUACAAACUCUGGGCGGAUGCACUUUGUAUUGACCAGAGCAGUAUCAUCGAGCGAAAUCGUGAAGUGCCUCGCAUGCGUGAGAUCUACCAGCGAGCAAGAUAUGUGUUCAGUUGGCUGGGUCCGGCCGAAGAUGAUAGCGAUCUGGUUCUGGACUUCGUUAAUGGACUCAGCGCUGUCUGGAAUGCUAACGAACAGAGCGCGAGAAGUUUCUUGCAAACAACUCUUACAGCUCAAGGUCACCGCUUAUUUAAAGCAAUGACGAGGUUCAUCCAACGUCGGUACUGGUUGCGCGUUUGGGUCAUACAAGAGCUGGCUCUCGGCUCGGACGACAGCCUAAUAUUCUGCGGCAAUCGAAGCACAACAUGGGGCAACAUCCUGCUGACUUAUCGAGCUUGCAACCUGCGGCUUCGAGAAUUUGGCAGUGCGCUCGCAGAUGUCUUCCAAGAUGAGUUCACAAAGCUACCUUCCAAUGUCCGCGAGCACUACUGGCGAGAAAUGAUCUACUGGCAAUGGGGCAAAGUUGAGGCGUUCAGCGAGAUCCAGGAGCAAGUUCGAGCAGGAAACCCGAUCCUAACCAAGCUCGUUGUCAGCCGGACUCGACACAGUGGAUGCACGAGGCCCGAAGACAAGGUUUACGGUGUGCUAGGGCUCCUCAAUAAGAGCAUAUCCUCGCGUUUACAUACCGACUACAGCUUGCCUUACAUUGAUACGUAUCGCAUGUUCGCAAGAGCGUGCAUCGAAGGCGAGCAAAACCUCGAAGUCCUACACUGGUGUGGUAACGAUUCGUGGACCACGGGACACACGCGACCUUUCGAAGAGGACCAGCCUUCUUGGGUGCCGGACCUGAGCUUCUCCAAGAGAGUCAUGAAUGCACGACACGAGCCAGAUUACAAUGCCCAUGGAGCUACCAAGCCGGAAGUAUCGUUCCCUGACGAUGGUCGCGUUUUAACCGCCAAAGGUGUUUUGUUCGACAUCCUCGACGGCGUCGGCGGCAACAGAGUUCGAGAAGACGACUUCAGCCAAGCCAACGACAUAGUCUCCUCAACAUCGAACGCCAACGGCUAUGGUAGUACUGAGGCGGCGGCGGAAGCUUUCUGGCGGGCGUUGCUGGGCAACCGAGAUCGCGCCGGCCAGACCGCACCAGCUAGCUACUCAUGCUUGCUCGACUCCUUGAUCAUGGAAGACCCUGCUUCAUCACCACCACCGGACGACAGUGAGUUUCCGCAAGAUCUCUUGUGGCACGUGCACCUUUUCUUCAAGCGUCAUGCCGACUUCGUGCUCUGCGGACGACCGCUGAGAGACUACUUCCGAGACCAUGGGUCGUUUGCAGACGCACCAGAUCGCCGCGUGGCGUUGAUCGAGCACUUCAGGACCGAAGGCGAGCAGUACUUUAACCCUUUCAGGCGCAUGAUGGAUUUUAUGUGGUCGCGGCGUUUCGCGCAGACCAAGGACGGCUACAUUGCUGUCGUACCCAACUUGGCGAAGCCGGGGGAUGUGAUUGCUGUGCUGUAUGGCAGCAGUUAUCCUAUCCUCUUGCGGCCAUUCAGGGGCAAGUAUAAGGUAGUGGGGCAUUGCUUUGUGCAAGGUAUCAUGGAUGGUGAAGUGCUUGACAUGAUCGCUAGUGGGGUGAUGAGCGCUGUCGAUGUUCACAUGAGCUGA